Verticillium alfalfae VaMs.102 is the source of this 1566-nucleotide messenger RNA. RefSeq lists its product as hypothetical. The coding region runs from base 1 to 1566 and encodes 521 amino acids. The transcript has 3 exons. Gene Ontology annotation, biological process: transmembrane transport. Gene Ontology annotation, molecular function: transmembrane transporter activity. Lineage: Eukaryota; Fungi; Ascomycota; Sordariomycetes; Glomerellales; Plectosphaerellaceae. Gene Ontology annotation, cellular component: membrane. The record is from RefSeq and is a predicted model, not a curated record.
AUGAGCCCGUCGGCCGCGCCAACCCCGUCCUGGACGAAGCGCCCGACCGGUGCCGCCGCGACUCUCCGCGCGAUGCCGAGGGAGGUCUUGGGUCGCCUUAGGGCCAAGCUUGAGAGCUGGGGGAAGGGCUUCGUCGUGGCCGGCAUCUUCCACGCGGGCUCUGGGGUCUGCCUGGCUGGGGUCGACAGCUGCCGAUCGCAGUCGUCCACUGCCCACGUAGCAGUCAGGGUCUGCUCCACCGAGGCAGAUGCACAGAAGCGCGUUCUACGAAGCCGUCGCAGUCCUGCCGAUCUCGACGUUUCGUCUCGUCUUCCCCAAGGUCGCCGCCGCUCCUCGCCCUGUUGUUGUUCAAAGGUCGAGACAAACACGUGCACCACAGGCGAAUUCGACUCUUCAGCCUCAAGCAAGUUGCUCCUGCCCUGCACCACACGUACCUGCCCUCUCACUGCCGCCGCCAUGGGCACCGAAGACAUUGAGACGCACGACACGCCCCGCGCGGGACCCGGCGAAUCGUCGUCUCUCAAGGGCCUCACCGACGUGCAAGUCGGCCGCAGCGAGCUCAGCGAUGCCAUCCCCCCCGACCACAAGUACGAGGGCCGCCACCGAUGGGAUCCCACUGCGACGUGGACCGAGGCCGAGGAGAAGAGCGUCAUUCGCAAGACGGACCUCUGCCUGCUGACCUGGCUCUGCGUCAUGUUCUUCGGUCUCCAGCUCGAUCGCGGCAAUCUGUCCAACGCGCUGGCCGAUGACUUCCUCACCGACAUGAACCUCACGAGCGACGAUUACAACAACGGUACCACCAUUCAGCUCGUCGCCUUCCUCGCCGCCGAGUUCCCCGUCCAGCUGUUGACGAAGCGCUACGGUUUCCGCUACGUGCUGCCCACCAUGAUGUUCGCCUGGGGCACCGUCUCGUGGGCGCAGGCCUGGAUGCACAACCGCACCGGCUUCUACAUCACCCGCGCCCUCAUUGGUUUCUGCGAGGGCGGUUUCAUCCCCGGUGCCAUCCUCUUCGCCACCUACUUCUACACCUCCAAGGAACUGUCCAUCCGCCUCGCCGCUUUCUGCAGCAACCACUUCAACGAGCGCACCUUCCACUGCUUCGUCGGCGAGUUCUGGGUCAUGCCGCUGCUCAUUGCCCUGCUGACCAUCUCGGACGGCGGCCAGGAGUGGGCGCGCUUCACCCUCGUCACCCUCAUCUCCGGGUACCCCUACUUCCACCCGAUUGUCACUUCGUGGAUCUCGGAAAAUACCUUUGACGUGAAAAAGCGAGCCAUCGCUGCCGCCACCUACAACGUCAUUGUCCAGAUGGGCAGUCUCAUUGGCAGCCAGAUCUACCGCUCCUACGACGGCCCUUACUUCAAGCAGGGCAACAAGGUACUUGUCUCCAUCUGCGCCUUUGCCCUCGUCGUCUUCGUUGCCCAGCGCCAGGUCAUUGUCUACCUCAACGGCAAGAAGGAGAAGAAGUGGGCCGCCAUGUCCGACGAGGACCGUCACAUCUACCAGAACGAUGUGCAGGCCCGCGAGGUGGACGGCAACAAGCGUCUUGACUUCCGCUACACCUACUAG